This is a messenger RNA of Archocentrus centrarchus (flier cichlid), 3101 nucleotides long. It is a transcript of the gene ube3a, whose product is annotated as ubiquitin protein ligase E3A. Gene Ontology annotation, biological process: protein polyubiquitination. Bases 273 to 2762 code for a protein of 829 amino acids. The transcript has 11 exons. The record is from RefSeq and is a predicted model, not a curated record. Gene Ontology annotation, molecular function: ubiquitin protein ligase activity. NCBI's taxonomy places the organism in Eukaryota, Metazoa, Chordata, Actinopteri, Cichliformes, Cichlidae.
GCGUACAUGGCGCUGCUGUGUACGGACUGUAGGGGAAAUUAACUCGCUGUGACUCAACAAACUAAAAGCAUUUGGGGCUGUGAGCGCCGUCAACCUCCUUCGGCCUUAUUAACGCGCAUUAAAGCCCAUGUAAAGUUAGAUUUUUGGUGACCUGAGCGCGGCUGGAAGCGGGCAGAGUGACUGGAGGGUUUUUGCACAGUCACCGACACGCAGGACUCCAAUCACAGAGUGCUGUCCACCGGGCCUGCAGAGGGGAAUCUCAAUCCAGCCGAAUGAACAGAGCGACUGCAAAGCUUCUAAUUGAGCGCUACUUUCGGCAGUUAACUGAAGGCUGUGGAAAUGGCAACUGCACGAAUGAGUUUUGCGCAUCGUGUUGUGAUUUUCAACCUUUGGAUAACAAUACAGCAGCUGCCAAAGCGCUCGAGCUGUUUAAGAUUAAUGCCAAACUCUGUGAUUAUCACCCCUCCAUCGCGGCCAGCGCCGAACGAAGCACUCAGCAAGACGGCAAGAUGAGCGAUAAAGACCUCCGUUCCACCAAGGAGGACUUCUCAGAUGUUCAUCACCUCACAGAGAACACCAUCUGUAUGAUCCUAAGUUUCUGCGAGGAAGAACGGGAUUAUUCUGCUCUUGUCCGAGUUAUCGGCAGAGUUUUCUCCAACGCUGAAGCCCUGAUGAAAAGUUUCAGGAAAGAUGAACCUAAUUCUACCGAAAACCUUGACUCUUGUAAAACAGCAGGUGUGAAGAAGGAUGAGAAACAGAGUGAGAACAGCUCAGAGAAGACAGGCAACUCUGCUGCAGGUGAGGCCUCGAAUGAAAUGUUUGAUACCUGUGAGGUUACAGUGGAUAUCGGUGCUGUGAGGAGAGUCUACGACAGACUUCUGUCCAUCGACCAGGUGCAGGUGGCCCUUGUGAAUGCUCUCAUUUACCUCACUCCAAAUGUUGAACUUGACCUGGAAUAUCUUGACGUGUACGAAACAAACCCAGAUUACCUGAACAUCUUCAUUAUCGUCAUGGAGAACGGUAACCUUCACAGCCCAGAGUACCUCGAAGUGGCAUUACCACAGUUCUGCAAGGCGAUGAGCAAACUUCCGGUGACUGCGCUUGCCAGGUUGACCAAACUCUGGUCAAAGUAUGAUCUCCCGCACAUCCGCCGCAUGAUGGAGACCUUCCAGCAGCUCAUCACAUUUACAGUUGUUAGCAAUGAAUACAACGGGGAAAAUCUCGUAAAUGAUGACGAGACCGUGGUGGCUGCGACACAGUGUUUACAGGUCGUCUUCUACGCGAGCAUCCUCGGAGGGGAAGUGGAUGUAGAACACAAUGAGGAGGACGAGGAAGAAUCUGACUCAGAUGAGUUAACGCUGCACGAGCUGCUUGGCGAGGAGCGGCUCUACAAGAAGGGUCCCCGCAUCAACCCUCUGGAGAAAGAACUGGGCAUCCGACCUGUAGAUAGCGUAAGACCCCUCAUCCCCUUUGAGGAUUUUAUUAAUGAGUCCCUGAAUGAUGUUAUUGAAAUGGACAAAGACUUCACCUUUUUCAAGGUCAACGCCGAAACAAAGUUUUCUUUCCAGACCUGCCCCUUCAUCCUCAGUGUCAUCACCAAGAGCCAAGGGCUGUACUAUGACAACAGGAUCCGUAUGUACAGCGAGCGACGUCUCACGGCCCUUUUCAGCAUGGUCCAAGGUCAGCAGCCCAACCCCUACCUCAAGCUCAAAGUGCGCAGAGACCACAUCAUCGAUGAUGCCCUUGUCAGACUGGAGAUGAUCUCUAUGGAGAACCCAUCUGACCUGAAGAAGCAGCUGUACGUUGAGUUUGAGGGCGAGCAGGGUGUAGAUGAAGGUGGAGUUUCGAAGGAGUUCUUCCAGCUGGUUCUUCAGGAAAUUUUCAAUCCUGACAUAGGAAUGUUCACCUGCGAUGAUGACACCAAACUUUUCUGGUUUAAUUCAUCCUCGCUCGAGACUGAAGCGCAGUACACUCUGAUUGGAAUUGUCCUGGGACUCGCGAUUUACAACAACUGCAUCCUGGACGUCCACUUUCCAAUGGUUGUCUACAGGAAACUCAUGGGAAAGAAAGGGACCUACUUGGACCUGUCAGACUCACAUCCAGUUCUCUACCAAAGUCUGAAGGGAGUGCUUGACUAUACGGGCAAUGUGGAAGAAGACAUGAUGAUGACCUUCCAGAUAUCACACACAGACCUCUUCGGAAACCCAGUAAUAUAUGACUUAAAGGAGGAGGGAGACCAGAUCCCUGUUACUAAGGAGAACAGACAGGAGUUUGUGAAUCUGUAUGCUGAUUACAUCCUGAACAAGAGCAUGGAGAGACAAUUCAAAGCCUUCAAAAAAGGUUUCCUAAUGGUCACAAAUGAGUCCCCCCUGAAGUAUUUGUUCAGACCAGAGGAAGUAGAGCUGCUUAUCUGUGGAAGCAGGAAACUUGACUUUGAAGCGCUUGAAAAGACCACAGAAUAUGACGGAGGUUAUAACAGAGACAGUCAGAUUAUCAAAGAUUUCUGGGAAAUUAUUCACUCGUUUGGAGAGGAGCAGAAGAAGCUGUUUCUUCAGUUCACCACCGGCACAGACAGAGCGCCAGUUGGCGGGCUUGGCAAAUUAAAAAUGAUCAUUGCCAGGAAUGGCUCGGACACAGACAGGCUACCGACCUCCCACACCUGCUUUAAUGCACUGCUGCUUCCUGAAUACUCCUCCAAGGAAAAACUGAAAGAGAGACUCCUCAAGGCCAUCACUUAUGCCAAAGGGUUCGGGAUGCUGUGACGGAUCCACAGAGAAAGUUAUCAGAGCCCAAAAAAGGGAGUAUUGAGAAAAAUAGAAAGGGAAAUGCAGUGGGAAAAAAAUGCUGUAAUAACCCUGUGCCUAACCAAAUUACUGCAGUCUGCUGUUGGCCUUUCACACUUCAUACACAUUAGAUUUCCCCAUAAACUGUAUAUAAAAGAUGGACAUCACUUCUGGGUUUGAAAAGUGAAGCUGAAGUGCCUUAAACCUGCAUUCUUUCUGAUGACCAGUAGGGAGCGCCUCCCCUGGUUGGAUAAGAUAUUUUUAUGUAUUAUGUGACUAUCCACGGUUGAGACCAAGAAGCAGAGUUGCAGUCUUACA